AUGAAGAAUCCGUUAGGAGGGAGAGAGAGCAGUUCCUCCACACCCUUCUCCUUCUACCUGAUGGGUGGGGAGAGAACCUGCCCCUUAUUAGUCAUGCUUGAAAGAGAAGAGGAGGGCAAAUUGAUAGGCUCUGAAGCCAAAUGCCAUCUGCUGCCGCAUAGCAUUUAA
Molecule: messenger RNA, 168 nt
Organism: Echinococcus granulosus
Lineage: Eukaryota; Metazoa; Platyhelminthes; Cestoda; Cyclophyllidea; Taeniidae
Exons: 2
Coding region: 1-168 (55 amino acids)
Source: RefSeq, a predicted model, not a curated record